Messenger RNA from Lolium rigidum, 1431 nucleotides. RefSeq names its product protein GRAVITROPIC IN THE LIGHT 1-like. The transcript has a single exon. Bases 1 to 1431 code for a protein of 476 amino acids. NCBI's taxonomy places the organism in Eukaryota, Viridiplantae, Streptophyta, Magnoliopsida, Poales, Poaceae. The record is from RefSeq and is a predicted model, not a curated record. Gene Ontology annotation, biological process: negative gravitropism; response to red or far red light.
AUGGAGACGCUAAUGGCGGCCGAGGUGCCGCAGCAGAAGUCGUGGGGGCUAGCGCGGAGGCUGACGAGGCUCCUCCGCCGCAAGGGGUCGUCGGCGGGGUCGAGCGUGGCGUAUUCUGUUGCUAGCGACGUGUACGACGAGUCGCUGGACAGCUCCAUGAACUCGCUGAGCAAGCUCAAGCUCUCCGGGAACAUGGCCGCCGCCUACUCCCUGGACGCGUUCUUCAAGACCGCGGCGGGGAAGAACGGCGUGCCUCGGCAGCCGCCUGUGCCGGUGCCGGCGGCGGACGCGCACGCGUUCGUGGCGAGCCUCUUCGCGGGAGUGUCCGCCGUGAAGGCGUCGUACGCGCAGCUGCAGCUCGCGCAGCACCCCUACGACGCCGACGCGAUACAGCAGGGCGACGCCGCGCUGGUCGCGGAGCUCGGCAAGCUGUCGGAGCACAAGCGGCGGUACGUGAGGGACCCGGCCGGCGCCGUCAGGGACGCGGCGGCGGGCCCCGCCGCGGCCGCGCUGGCGGACGAGCAGCGGCACCUCAUCCGGACCUACGAGAUCACGGCGCGCAAGCUGGAUGCGGAGCUGCGCGCGCGGGACGCCGCCGCGGAGCGCGCCCGGUGUGAGCUCGCCGAGGAGCUCCGCGCGGCGCGCGCCCUGGAGGAGCGCGUCCGCCCGGGCCGCAACGGCAGCCUCCCGGCGCUCGACGGGCUCCACCUCUCCGGCCUGAACCCCGCCCACUUCGGCACCGCGUUGCGCCACGCAGUGAAAUCCGUCCGCUCCUUCGCCAGGUCAAUGCUCGACGAAAUGCGGCUGGCCGGGUGGGACGUCGCUGCGGCGGCCGCCGCGGUGCACCCGGGCGUACCGCUGCGCCGUCCGGGGGACGCCGUGUUCGCGCUCGAGUCCUACGUCGCGCUGAAGAUGUUCGCGGGGUUCCACCGGAGGGACUUCGGGCUGAGCUGCCUGGAAAACCGGGGCUCCUACGACCGGCGCCGCUUCUUCGAGGAGUUCGCGGACCUCCAGUCGGCUCCGGCGGCCGCGCGGCGGGGCGCGCUCGGCGGGUUCCUGCGGGACAGGUACUCGUCGGUGGUGCACGAGCGGAUGGAGGCGGCGUCCUUCGGGAGGCAGCGCGGCGCGGCGUUGACGGAGACCGCGUGGUUCGGCGAGUUCGCGGAGAUGGCGCGGCGCGUGUGGCUGCUGCAUUGCCUGUUCUUCGCGUUCGACGGCGGCGCGUCCAUCUUCCAGGCGCGGCCCGGGGAGCGGUUCUCGGAGGUGUACAUGGAGAGCGUGAGCGACGUGGACGGCGAGUACGGCGGCGGGAUGACGCUUGCUCCGGCCGGCAACCGCGUGGUCGGGUUCACCGUGGUGCCGGGGUUCAGAGUCGGGCGGUCGGUGAUGCAAUGCCGAGUGUACCUCUCGCGGGCGGCCCGGCAUACGUGA